Molecule: messenger RNA, 2621 nt
Organism: Neofelis nebulosa (Clouded leopard)
Lineage: Eukaryota; Metazoa; Chordata; Mammalia; Carnivora; Felidae
Gene: ZNF205
Product: zinc finger protein 205
Exons: 9
Coding region: 813-2597 (594 amino acids)
Biological process (GO): negative regulation of transcription by RNA polymerase II
Molecular function (GO): DNA-binding transcription repressor activity, RNA polymerase II-specific
Source: RefSeq, a predicted model, not a curated record
CUGGUUGGGACGUGUGCCUGUGAGGCCGCCUCGCGUCCAGGGACGGGGUCACGGGCGUGUCGCCGCCCCUCCGGGGGUGAGAGGGCUGCUGGCCGCGUGAGCGCCCACGCCCUGCUCUUAGUGGCCCUGGGGGUUCUUCGUUAUUUUCUUUUUUAAAAUAUUUUUACUCCUGGGGCCCCACCUAUCUGCUUUCCUUUUCUUCUUAUUCAAUGGUUAACAUUUGCUGUGUUGUUUACUCGAUGAUUCCUGUUUUUCUUGGCCUUUCUCACGUUCCUUAAUCCCCCCCCGCCCCCAUCUUCUCUCCUUCCUAAGGCUUGAUCUCGCCAUUACCCUGUCUCCAGCCUGGCUUAUCAGCCUUAAUUAGUACAAGCUUUUUUUUUUUUUUUUUUUUUCCUUUAACGAAACGUUUUUCUUCUUACUUCAGAUGAUUUCUUUUUCUAGUUUUUAUUAUUCUGAGUGCUUUUGUAAGACCUGAGUCAGUUCUCAGGCCAAUCUCUGAAGGUCGAUCACGAUUUAUUUGCUGAAGGUGACCUCUUCAUAAGCUCAGUGAAGCCGCCAGACAUUGGAGUUGGCCUUCCUUGAGUGUUCUCCCUGUCUGAAGCUCAGAUAAGCACUUCCAUCCAUGGUAGUUAUCCUUGUGACAGGCUUCUGAGAAUUUGUUUUCCCAUCUCCGCAUCCUGCUCUACUGGUAGCACAAGAACGUACCAGACCUUUCGGCUCCUGAUGACAGGAGAUCCAGAUGCCGAGUCAGCUCUGGCUUUCCCUAACUGGUUGCUCUGAGAUGCAGAGUUCUGGCUUCAGCGACAAAGGGGAUGAUACAAAACAGCAUUCUGUCAAGUGAGGGACCAAACAACACCAGAGAGAAUGACGCUCCUGGCCAGAAGCUGGAGGGGGCUUGGCCAAUAAGAAGGAGAAACGACGGAGUUGUGCUUUCUACCUCUGAGAUAGAAAUGUCCGCAGACAGCAGAGCCGCCCAGGCUACCCAGGACAAGGAGAGAGCCCGAGAGGUUCCAGGUCAUGGGCAUCCUCGUCAAGAAAUGCUCUCUGAGUCAGAGGAGACGGUGCCUUUGGGAGCUGCUCAGGAGUCUCCCCACAUCAAGACGGAGCCGGAAGAGCCACAGCCUGAGGGGGCAUCGCAGGGGGCCGGGGCCCGAGGAGAGCAGGGCUGGGUGUCCCUAAGCCAGGGCUCUAAGGACAAAGCUCUUUUCCUGCCCGGAGGAGCCCUCCCCUCCCCCCAGAUCCCUGUGCUCUCUCGUGAGGGGAGGACCAGAGACCGGCAGAUGGCUGCGGCGCUCCUCACCGCCUGGUCCCAGAUGCCGGUGACCUUCGAGGACGUGGCCCUGUACCUCUCCCGGGAGGAGUGGGGGCGGCUGGACCACGCGCAGCAGAACUUCUACAGGGACGUCCUGCAGAAGAGGAACGGGCUGUCCUUGGGGUUUCCCUUCAGCAGACCUUUCUGGGCCUCCCAAGGACAGGGCAAGGGUGAGGCCUCGGGCUCCUGCCGGCAGAUGGGAGAUGAGGAGAAGACAGGAGCCAUUGAGGUGGGGAAGGAGGAGCCGGCCCCAUCCCCGGCAGCCCUCCGGGAGGCGAAGUCCUUCCGAAGCAGGGUGGGGAGAGCGCAGGGGAACGGCCUGCCGCGCGGGCAGCAGGUGGCCAGCGGCCAGAGCUCAGGGGCAGCCAGAGACGAUGCGCAGCCGGGCCCCCCAGACGAGAGGCCGGCGAAACCGGCCCCUCCCGAUGCCAGCCUGGCGAAAGCCCCGGAGGGCCGCCUCCCAGAGAAACCCAGAGAGGGGCGGACGGCCACCCCCGAGGGCAGCGAGGAGGGCCUGGCCCCCGACGGGGACGCGGGCAAGAAGACGUACACGUGCGAGCAGUGCGGCAAGGGCUUCAGCUGGCACUCGCACCUGGUGACACACCGGCGCACGCACACGGGCGAGAAGCCCUACGCCUGCACGGACUGCGGCAAGCGCUUCGGCCGCAGCUCGCACCUCAUCCAGCACCAGAUCAUCCACACGGGCGAGAAGCCCUACACCUGCCCGUCCUGCUGGAAGAGCUUCAGCCACCACUCGACGCUCAUCCAGCACCAGCGCAUCCACACAGGCGAGAAGCCCUACGUGUGCGACCGCUGCGCCAAGCGCUUCACCCGCCGCUCGGACCUGGUCACCCACCAGGGCACGCACACGGGCGCCAAGCCCCACAAGUGCCCCAUCUGCGGCAAGUGCUUCACGCAGAGCUCGGCCCUGGUCACCCACCAGCGCACGCACACCGGGGUCAAGCCCUACCCGUGCCCCGAGUGCGGCAAGUGCUUCAGCCAGCGCUCCAACCUCAUCGCGCACAACCGCACGCACACGGGCGAGAAGCCCUACCACUGCCUCGACUGCGGCAAGAGCUUCAGCCACAGCUCGCACCUCACCGCCCACCAGCGCACCCACCGCGGCGUCCGGCCCUACUCCUGCCCGCUCUGUGGCAAGAGCUUCAGCCGCCGCUCCAACCUGCACCGGCACGAGAAGAUCCACACCACGGGGCCCAAGGCCCUGGCCGUGCUGAUGCUGGGGGCGGCGGGGGCCCUGGCGGCACCCCCGCAGGCUCCCACUUAGGAGGCGGGGGGGUGGGGGGUGGGG